UGUCCUUUCAGCAUGCGGAGUGAGCUGUUCAUCUCAACAUGCCAUGUCCCAGCAAAUUUCUGUUGCGCUGAAGUCAAACAAGCAGCCGCAUGGCUAGAUUGGCGAUUACCCUUUCGCACAGGCUAGCGCUGCGACUUAAGAUGCAGAGCACAUGCACUUGUACGGAGCAAACCUGCCGCCGCCAUCUUCGUAGGCUCUGCGGCUCUUCUGCGACAGUGGAAAAUCCCUCGCUCAUGUGUACUCAUUUAUUGAUGAAGCGUUCAAGAUGCAACACCAGCGCUCUGCUGACCCGGUGCCCAAAGUCGCCAGACAGGCCCCACCAGCCAUGCACCACGACUAGUGCAUGUACCUUGGCAUGCAGCUCCGGUCAACUCGCAGCUUCAUCGUCACGAAUCAGCGCUGCAGCAUGUGGAAUAGGCUGUGGAGUGUGUGGUGUAAGCCAAAGCAGAUGAAGAAUCAUCUCUCUUGGAGGACUCGAAGAAGCAAGUGAUCUGGCGGAUAAAAAUAAGCAGCCGAGC
Messenger RNA from Trichoderma asperellum CBS 433.97, 518 nucleotides. Lineage: Eukaryota; Fungi; Ascomycota; Sordariomycetes; Hypocreales; Hypocreaceae. The record is from RefSeq and is a predicted model, not a curated record.